AAACACCCCCAUUCUCAUUUGGGUCCUUCUAAGUUUGAUUGGAAACUGAUGUGAAAAGCAAAACUGACUCUUACUUGUAUAUCAUCACAACAGGUUGUCAUUUGUGGAACAUUGUGGUUAUUUAUUUUUUUCACUAUUUUCUCCCUUAUAUCCCCAUAUCGAUAGAAUGUCCUUUCUUGGUGGCGCGGGGUGCUCAGCUGCCGGCAACCCGCUGACACAGUUUACAAAACAUGUUCAAAAUGAUACUUCCCUUCAAAGAGAUCGACUUGUUGGUAGAAGCCUGGGCGGACUCCAAGAAGGCAUGCGCUCACAAAGUAUCAUGGUUGGCCAAGACCAAAUGAUGGAUGAGUUUUUGCAACAAGAAGAUCAAAUUCCUCCGGCUGCGACACACCCGUUUUCCAUGGAACAGAUGCGACUGGAACUUGAGAAUUUCCAAGCUGGUCCUCCGAGGACUGGAUCCUCAGGUUGGGCUGCGGAAUUUGACACAGUCAAAAACGCAAGAAUGGACCCCGCUUUUCCGGGUCCAAAAUCACAGUUGAUGCAAGGAAUUGGAUUCUCUGCCAAAGAGUUUGCACAUUUUUCGCACCAGAGUAGUCCGCAAAGAACCGCAAGCCCCGUCACAUCAACUCCCGCAGUGCUGUCAUCGUAUCAUCCGCAAAGGGGAAUGGGAUACCGAGGCGUUGGAGGUAACUAUAUGCCUAUGAUGGGCUCAUCAUAUGGGCAUAUGGCGAUUCACCAACAAUCCUCAGCGCAAGAGGACAAGGGUAAAGGGAGGAUGGUAGAACUUGAUGAUAAGAACUGGGAAGCCCAGUUUGCAGAAAUAGAUGCUGCAGGAGAAAAAGCUCUGGACGAAGAAGCAACCGCGGCAAUGGAAGCUGAGCUUGAUGAUUUGGACAGGCGAAUGGUCAAUGAAGAAGUCAAUUUUGAGAACAUGCAUCUAGGCGAAUUCGGUGAAUGGGAUAAUUUUGACGGCAGCCUCAACACGCACAGCUUUAGGGACCCGCAGCUCGGUGACUACCUUUUCGAGGAGGAAAACAGUUACCGGCUGAUCCCAAACCCUUUCGAAGAAGGGAUUCGAAUGAUGAGAGAAGGUGAUAACCUCUCUCUCGCUGUCCUGGCAUUCGAGGCUGCUGUGCAGAAAGAUCCUAAACACGUCGAAGCAUGGACCAUGUUAGGCUCCGCCCAGGCGCAAAAUGAGAAAGAGAGCCCGGCCAUACGUGCAUAUGAACAAGCUUUAAAACUGGAUCCUAGUAAUCUAGAUGCUCGUAUGGGCCUUGCUGUUUCAUAUACGAAUGAGGGGUACGACUCUACAGCGUACAGGACGCUGGAAAUAUGGCUUUCCGUGAAAUACCCUCAAAUCAUCAAUCCGAAAGAUAUUACCCCGGACACCGAAAUGGGCUUCACUGAUCGACAUUUGCUUCAAGAAAAAGUCACAGAUCUUUUUAUUCGGGCAGCCCAGCUCUCUCCGCAGGGGGAACAUAUGGACCCCGACGUUCAGGUUGGCCUUGGUGUUCUGUUCUAUGGCGCCGAAGAAUACGAUAAAGCCGUCGAUUGCUUUUCUGCGGCUUUAGCAUCCAACGAGUCGGGUACAUCAAAUCAACAGGAACAACUGCACCUUUUAUGGAAUCGUCUUGGGGCAACUCUGGCGAAUUCUGGCAGAUCAGAGGAGGCUAUCGAGGCGUAUGAAAAAGCCCUUACUAUCCGUCCAAAUUUUGUCCGCGCAAGGUAUAAUCUUGGUGUCUCUUGUAUUAAUAUUGGAUGUUACCCUGAGGCUGCUCAACACCUCCUGGGGGCAUUGGCCAUGCAUCAAGCGGUUGACCGCGGGGAGUCUUUCCCAUUCUCUGAAGAUGAAAUCGCGGACUCCCAUAGUACGCAUAAUCAGAGUACAAACCUAUAUGAUACUCUGAGACGAGUUUUUAAUCAAAUGGGUCGAAGAGACCUUAGUGACAUGGUAGUCAAUGGCAUGGAUGUGGAAGUUUUCCGGAAGGAGUUCACUUUUUAAUCAAAGUGUUGAAGCACACAAUUGGUAAGUCUAGGAGGUUCAUUUGUUUAGCAGUGGUUACAUAUCAUGACAAUCUUAUUAGAAGCAGUGAUAGAAUGGUGUGUUGAAUCUAGUGUUAGUGGCUAGAUCUUCAAUGAUUCUCAAGUUCCUGGUAGCC
This is a messenger RNA of Coccidioides posadasii C735 delta SOWgp, 2159 nucleotides long. Lineage: Eukaryota; Fungi; Ascomycota; Eurotiomycetes; Onygenales; Onygenaceae. The record is from RefSeq and is a predicted model, not a curated record.